UGCUUUUUACUUUCGGACAAGCUCUCCGCUCUUUCACCCAGCCAAUUUCCUCGGUUCCUUUCCGUCGUACCAUGUCUUCAGUUCUUGCUACCUGUUCUCCAUUCAAGUUAGCUCUUGUUCAGCUAGGAAAUGUUACGCAUGACAUGCAUGCCAAUCUUGAACAUGCUCGCACAAUGAUUCUUGUUGCAGCAAGUCGCGGUGCUGAUGUCGUUGUCUUGCCAGAGUGUUUCAACUCUCCGUAUGGAACUUCAUACUUCCCUCAAUACGCCGAGCCUUUGUCUACAAGUGCUUCGGUUAAAAUGCUUUCUGAAACAGCAAAAGAAGCUAACGUUUAUAUCAUUGGUGGUUCUAUUCCAGAACUUGCUGAAGACGGUAGUGGUGCAAUCUACAACACCCUGACAGCUUACAACCCAGGAGGUUCUAUUAUUGGUACCCACCGUAAGGUUCAUUUGUUUGAUAUUGAUGUUCCCGGGAAGAUUUGCUUCAAGGAAAGCGAAACCCUGACUGGGGGCAGCUGGUUGACUCACAUUGAUACUCGUUAUGGAAAGAUUGGCGUGGGUAUUUGCUACGACAUGCGAUUCCCAGAAAUGGCCAUGAUUGCCGCACGCAAGGGUUGUAUGGCUAUGAUCUAUCCAGGUGCCUUUAAUACUACCACUGGUCCUAUGCACUGGGAACUUCUUCAGCGUGCUAGAGCUGUCGACAAUCAAAUCUUUGUUGCCGCUUGUUCUCCUGCUAGAGACCCUGAUGCUUCAUACCAGGCCUGGGGUCAUUCCACCAUUGUUGGUCCUAGUGGAAAUGUUUUGCAAACAUGUGAGGAAAAUGAAACAAUCAUUUACGCUCACAUUGAUCCAGAAGAGAUCAAAACCAUUCGUACCAAUAUUCCUUUGUACGAGCAGCGUCGUUUUGACAUCUACGGUGAUGUCUCAAAAACAGUCGAUAUCAAGGAAGGCAAAGGAUUCAAAAGGGAAUAAAUUCCAAAUAUAUCAAUAACUGUAUCAUCUUAUUAUCAUUUUUAAAAUACAGUUCCUAGCGCUUCAAACCAGCUAACAAUACUAGAAUCAGCUUGUACACAACGCUUAAAUUCUUCAAAGCUAAUAUAUCCAUCCCUGACGGUAUCAAUACUCUUAAAUGUCUUUUCUACCAUUUCGUUGAUCGCAUCUUGGGACAUGGUCUCCAUAAUCGGGAACUUUUCUUCCCACGCCUUCUUUUUCCCUUGAUCAGCCAUCUUUUCCUUUUCCCAUGAUCGUUUACCACCUUUAUCACCGUUAUCACUAUUAUCACUACCAAUAAGACCACCUUUGUCUUUGGGUAGACUGGCGGCUGGAUCCGAUGCGUUUCGGGCCUGUUCAUCGAAAUAAUUCUCUUUUGCUGGGUAACGUCUUCUUUGUCUAGAGCUCGAUGUUGUUCCGAUGGUUCCUGUGGUUCCUGUGGUUCCUGCAGUGAUAGCAGUAUCUGUACUUGUUACUGCUGUUGAAUUUGUAUUUGCAUUUGCAUUUGCAUUUGCAUUUGCAUUUAUAUUUCUAUUUGAAUUCUCUUCUUCAUUUUCUUCGUCGUCUUCACUGCUGUCUUCUGAUGCAGGAGAAGGAAUUGCGACGUUAAAGGCAGAACUGACAGGUUGGGAAGCCGAG
Phycomyces blakesleeanus NRRL 1555(-) is the source of this 1628-nucleotide messenger RNA. RefSeq lists its product as hypothetical. Gene Ontology annotation, cellular component: mitochondrion. NCBI's taxonomy places the organism in Eukaryota, Fungi, Mucoromycota, Mucoromycetes, Mucorales, Phycomycetaceae. Gene Ontology annotation, molecular function: omega-amidase activity. The record is from RefSeq and is a predicted model, not a curated record. The coding region runs from base 72 to 971 and encodes 299 amino acids. Gene Ontology annotation, biological process: L-glutamine metabolic process; oxaloacetate metabolic process. The transcript has 10 exons.